Molecule: messenger RNA, 2974 nt
Organism: Oncorhynchus mykiss (rainbow trout)
Lineage: Eukaryota; Metazoa; Chordata; Actinopteri; Salmoniformes; Salmonidae
Gene: atosb
Product: atos homolog b
Source: RefSeq, a predicted model, not a curated record
UAUUUCAUGGCGGAGGUCUUCGAUGAGCACAGCUGAAGCGCAGAACAGAAAAUACGAGCGACGUAGCCAGACAGCAAGCAAAAGAGCUAGCUAGUUGUGUUCAGAGAGAAGAGGAGUGACGACGAGACUGCUUUUAAAAAAAAAAAAUGUAUUUUCGAUGACAGACGCUGCAAUGAACCUUUCUUCAAAGCUAGCUAACGUUUAUAUAGCAAUCCGAUCUUUGAAUUUAAACAGAGACGUUUGAUGUGAAGUCGGCCAGGGUUGUCCUGGAGCGAAAAUAAAAGGCCAAAACUGCGUUUCUGAGACGAAGGGAAUGUCUAAUUAACAUCUCUGUACGUGUCAAGCCUGUCAUUCCCUUCGUGUAGGUGCUAGUUACUGCGCUGGGAUUCUCUGUGGAAUGAUCGUGUCAUGAUGCAGUCGCUGAGUCUCACCCCGCACCCAGGUGACGAGGGAGGGUGUCUCCGGCCGUCGGCCAAUCACAGAAGGUGCUUUAGGAUAGUCACUUCCUGUUUGUGUUUAUCAAUACUUCCUCUCGGAACCCUCCAGCCUCACUGACGUCCCGCCCCCUUGGCCAAAGUGCCAGGAUUCCGGUCUGGAAGAAGGUUUCGACUGCUCCUACAGGUUUGUUUAGGUGCUAUGCGUCUCUACUUCCUGGUUUACCGUGUGCUGAUGAUGUCACAGAAGGAAGUAUAGGACCUCUCUGCCUGUAGAACAUCAGCCUCCUUGCACUUUCUAGAACUUCCUGUUUCCUGCUGCUGCUUGACGAGCUGUUAAAUUGCACAACAUCUCUCAGACACUCUUAAGGCUCUGACCUCUAACCUCUGAACCCCAAGCAGCCAUGAGGCACAUUCACGUAGAUCUGACGCACGGCAGCAAGGAGGAGCUGGCUCCUGUGGAGCUUCCAUCCCAUGAGGGGGACCUGUCUUCUCCUGCAGCCCCUUCACAGGGCCCUGAUCCUGGGGUGAUGGUUGGGGUUUCCAGACACUUUGGUCAGGAGCAGCUGCGUCUCCAGAAGGUCUACCAGCUCUCUAUCUUCUCCCAGCUGGGGGGGUUCUCAACCUCCGACCCCCCCAGGACAAGUGAGGCCCAGCCGGGACAGGCCCCUCGGAUUGCCAGGCAGGGGGUCAAGAGGGGCCUGGAGGAGCCCAAGCUUAGCCACAAAUGGCCCCACCUGGCUGGGGACACAUACAGAGAUGGUGACACCCAGGAAGAAGGGGUUCUGUGUGGGCCAGGACCUAGGGUAGGGGUUGGGAUGGGGGUAGGGGUAGGGCAGGUAUUCUCCUGCGUCAUGGUCGAUCACAGAGACUCAGAUGGGGACCUGUCACCUAGAUCCCCCCCACCUGAACCCCUCUCCCCAGGCCACACCCCCGCCCGACGCCCCGCCCAGCACAACCACGACAGGCCCGUCCCGGACCCGUGGGCUCCGCUGUCUCCCCACAGCCCCCCUGGCUCCCGCAGCCCCUUACCCAGCACAGAGCCUCCUUCUGAUCCUGGAGGGUCCGGGACGGGCUGCAGUAGUGGCUCCUCAUCGGGACAGCGUCAGCCCAACUCCUGCAGUGACGAGGGUUCCUAUUGGGCCCCCGGAGCCUUCGACACCCCCAACCCCCCUGGACCUCCCCUCGGACCUACAGGCUCCCUCUCCCCCCACUACCUUCUCACCACAGACCCCAAGGGUCCCGGGGAGGGCAGUGAGUGUGGGGCCGAACUAGAAUCCACCCCGCCCCGUCCCAGUACCACAGCAUCCACCAACGAGCUGGCCUCCCUGGAGAAGUCCCCCAGCACCAGCGGGUUCCGUGGGGUCCCCUCGGUCCCCUGCCCUGCUAAGAAGAAACUUCUAUCCUCUAGCGACACGGCAGAGUCGUGUUCGGAGGACGAGGGCCCCUCUACCUCUAAGAGGAGCCGUCUGGCCCUGCUGGCCCCUGGCUUGGGGCUGGCCUCCUGCAGGGGCACCGAUGCCAAGGCUGCCCCCUUCUGGAGCCACCUGCUGCCUAACGCACAGGGCCGGGACCACGCCAAGAGUGUAUCAGAAGUCAGCAGAACCAGCAGGAGGUUGAAAAGUCGACAGCUGCGUAGUGGACGGCGCACAGACACCUUGUGUCGUUCUGCUCGGUCAGGCUGGCCCUCUUCCUCAAUCAGCCGGUCACUACUGGGCAACUUUGAGGAGUCGAUCUUGAAGGGUCGUUUCUCUCCGUCGGGUCGUAUCGAGGGCUUCACAGCAGAGAUCGGUGCCAGCGGAUCCUACUGCCCUCAACACGCCACUCUGCCUGUACACGUCACCUACUAUGACAUCUCAGAGCACAGCGCACCCUCACCCUUCUUGGGAGUGAUCUCCUUGGAGCCUCUUGGAAAGAAGGGAUACAGCGUACCCAAAGCAGGGACCAUCCAAGUGACCUUAUUCAACCCCAAUAAAACUGUGGUGAAGAUGUUCCUCGUGACCUAUAACUUUGGGGACAUGCCCGUCAAUCACAUGACCUUCCUGCGUCACCGCAUCUUCCUGGUUCCCGUGGAGGAGGCCGGGCCAGGUGGGAAGGGGGAGGGGCCUACAGAGCCCAGGGCAACACCCACAGAGAGGAAGAAGAUUCUCUGCUACUUGAUACACCUCAGAUUCCAGAGCUCCAAAUCUGGGAAGAUUUACCUGCACAACGAUAUCCGGCUGCUUUUCUCCCGCAAGUCCAUCGAGGUGGACACAGGGAUCCCUUACGAGCUCAAAUCUUUCACCGAGGUGCCAAGAAACCCCAAAUACUCCCCCCGUGUGUGACCCUACGGCUCCUAAUCCCUGACCCCUAACGCAGCCCGGAAUAGGGCGUAGACAGACUGCUCAGUACAUCGACGAGAAAACUUGAAUAGACUUUACAUACAUACAUACAUACAUACACACACUAUAUAUACAAAUGUAUGUGGACACCCCUUCAAAUUAGUGGAUUCGGCUAUUUCAGCAAUACCCGUUGCUGAUAGGUGUAUAAAAUCGAGCACA